AUGGAUGCCCUGGCACGUACUGUGUUGAGCGAGAUCAGUGACCGUGCCAAACCACACGUAAGCGAAAGCUCUGGUUUAUUGCCUCAAGAACAAAGCGAGUCUCCGGCAAAAGACAAGCAGCCCUACGCUUCCCAGUCUUUACUGGAAAGCGGCCUACUCGAUUCCUCCAGAGCUCAAGUCAUGUCUACACUUAUCUCCCGUGCCUUUUCGCAGCCUUUCCAGUCACCAAUUCUUCUUACCAGAGCAGAACAAGUGGGACAAUCUUCGCAGGCAGAGAGCGCCAGCUCAAGACCGCAACGGACAGAUGGAACAUCACCACGUGCUUUCACUGCAAGAGAAACUCGUGUUGUCGGCCACGCUCAGUCCUCGCUAAGCCCAGAUCAGAAUAUCGUGUGCUUGAGUCGGCAGCGGGUGCUGGCUUCAGCUUUUCAGGCAAAAAUGAUUCCUCAAUACGACGGCCCGACGGACGGAAUAGAUUCUCACAACGACCUUCGAGACGACCCUGGUCCACAAGAUAGCGGAUCCACUCGUCUGAAUAUGUCCGAUCUCUUCGAUGGCCGUACACCUGAACAGCUUGAGAAGAGCGUGGAAAAGAGUCUGGAUUUGCUGAAGAGGAUCAAGCAAACUCUAGGAGAAGAAUCGGACGCAAUAGUAAGUCGAUGGUCUAGGGAAAUUGCUUCUGUUCAAUCUCAAGCCAUCUCACCCAAAACUGUCAUUGGUGUUGUUGGUGCAACAGGCGCAGGCAAAAGCUCAGUCAUCAACGCUGUUCUCGAUGAAGAACGUUUGCUUCCGACCAGUUGUAUGAGAGCCUGCACCGCUGUUGUGACUGAGAUCAGCUACAAUCACCAGGGGGGUGCCCCGUAUAGAGCUGUGGUCGAAUUUAUUUCAAAGGAAGACUGGCGAAAGACGCUGAAUGUUCUCUUCCAAGAUCUCGUCAACAGUUCAGGCCAGGUUUUCUCCGAUUACACGAACGAAGACUCAGAAUCCGGCAGUGCAUAUGCCCAGGUUAAGGCAGUUUAUCCUAGGCUGACUAAAGAAGAAAUGGUCCAGGUCCCAAUCGACAAACUGAUGGAGCACCAGAACGUCGCCUACCUCGACACAAAGCGUGUUAUCGAAUCUGGGGAUGUUACAACGUUCUACAAGGAACUGCAAGGCUUUGUGGGCAGCAAGGAGAAGAAAACUCGUGAGACUGAGUUUUGGCCUCUCAUUCGGGUUGUCAAACUCUACGUAAAAGCUCCCGUUCUAGCCACUGGUGCAGUCAUCGUGGAUCUCCCGGGUAUGCACGACAGCAACCAGGCUCGUGCAGCUGUCGCAAGAGACUACAUGAAACAAUGCAGUAGGUUGUUGAUUGUUGCACCUAUCACAAGAGCGAUCGACGACAAAACAGCAAAGACCCUACUUGGCGACUCUUUCAAAUGCCAAUUGAAGAUGGACGGGGGACUCACUUCUGUGACGUUCGUUUGCAGCAAGACUGAUGAUAUCUUAGUCACCGAGGCUCAGGAUGCUCUUGGGCUUGGGGAAGAGUUGGAGGUAAUGUGGGCGGAACAGAGAGGCCUAGAAAAGAAGAAAGAAGAACUGGAGAAGGAGAUCAAAAAUCUCGAAAACUCCCGGCACGAAAUGGAGGAAGCCAUCGAUAAAGUCAAGGAUCGGCUAGCGUUUUUGAGACAGUUACAACGCGACUUGGCUGGGGGUAAAGCUAACUUCAGGCCCGAGCGAAAGUCAGCGAAGCGCAAAUUCUCCGAUAUAAGCAGCUGGGCGGAGCAAGCUUUCAAAGUUGAAGAGCCUAGUCCGGAGCGUGACUGCACCAGUGGCAACCGUCAGUGUGCCAGUACAGCGCAAUCCGACUACGCAUCCUCCAACGCUUGCCGCGGUCAGGAUGGACCAAUCACAGCAGAUGAAAUCUCAAGGGGAAUCGCGCAAUCCCUAGGUUCCAAAAGGGAUGGAGACCUCAAAAUACAAAAAGUUGAUGGACAAAUCCAGGCACUGCGGGCUCGAGUUCGAGAAGUCGACAAAGAGCACGAAAGCAUCCCCUCGAAGGUUACCGCUCGGUGUAUCGCAGCACGCAACGACCAUUCACGAGUUGCUAUUCGUCAGGACUACGCGGCAGGUAUACGUGAAUUGGAUCAGGAGCUGGCUGAGGAAGAAGACGCAGAAAAAUUCGAUCCUGAAGUGGAUGCGCGCGAUUAUGCUGAAGUGGCUCGCAAUCUUCCUGUCUUCUGCGUAUCUUCUCGCGCGUACCAGAAGUUGAAGGGGAGACUUCAUAAGGAUACAACUCCUCCAGGCUUCCUACACUUAAAUGCGACAGAAAUUCCCGCCCUGCAAGCUCACUGCGUGCAAUUGACCGCCGAAGCUCGUCAAGCAACCUCCCGCAAGUUCCUGACUAGCAUGUUUCAGCUGCUGAACUCACUUCGACUGUGGGCCUCAAACGAUAGCGCGGCCAAAAACCUGACGGCGGGACAAUCGGACCGAGAAGCCCAAAUCCUAGAAGAAAAGCUCAAGGAACCGAACCGGACACUCAAAAAGGCAUGCGACGAUGUCGUCAACAAGAUUUCCGACGAGCUUCAGGACGAAAUCUGUGGGGCAUACCCCUUUGCCACAGCAACAGCGCGAGAUCAGGCAAGUGACAUUGUUCGGAAAUGGGGAGGUCUCCACUGGCAAACGUACAAAGCUGUGGUCCGCCGCGACGGACGCUUCACAAAUAAGAAAGGCUAUCAUAAUUUCAACAAGGAGCUGCUUGAACCGCUAAUUCGUCGCCUCGCUAGACCUUGGGAAUUCACCUUUUCUCGUACAAUACCAGUUACCCUGGAUGAACUUCCAUCAAGUGUGGCUCACCAUAUCACCGCCUUCCACAACGUUGUUGAGCGCCGUGCUGUCCGCAAUGGUUCCUACGUGUCUUCUUUCAGGAUGCUCAAGCAGCAAAUACCUGUGUAUCAGGAAAAGCUGAAGGUUGCAAUCACUGAUGCGAAAAGUUGGGUCACCGAGCAGCAGCGUGACUGCCACCGGGAGUUUGAGCCUUUUAUAACUGCACAUAUGCGCCCAGUAUAUGUCGCUUGCAAUAAUGAGUCAGGCUCAGGACAAUACAAACGGAUGAAGGAGAAGAUGGAGCGAUAUGUUCGGAAGCAGAAGAAGCACAUGUUCCAUAAGGCGGUGGAUCACGUCGAUGAACUUAUUCAGCAAAUCCCACGCGGAGUAAGAGAAUCUCUACGCCGUAAAAUUAAUGGUAUAUUCAAGGCUGUCCGGAGAGACUAUAAGAGCGUGGUGGUUCGUCAAAAGGCCCGGCCGCUAGAACGAAAAGCCUCACUCGACAAGAUUCUGGAUAUUGUGGACAGCGCCGAACUGGUUUUCAAGCAAGCCGUUGGCCUUGAACCUGAACCUGAACCAACACAAUAA
Molecule: messenger RNA, 3390 nt
Organism: Fonsecaea multimorphosa CBS 102226
Lineage: Eukaryota; Fungi; Ascomycota; Eurotiomycetes; Chaetothyriales; Herpotrichiellaceae
Exons: 2
Coding region: 1-3390 (1129 amino acids)
Source: RefSeq, a predicted model, not a curated record